AUAAAAUUCACACUCGCUCAGAUAAAUGCGCCCGCAAUAUUGAGCAGCGCCGUGAUGCAGCCUUUAUGAAACGCCGCCACGCUCUUGGAAAAAGAGCCACUACCGAGGCAAACCGCUUCAUGUACAAGGAGAUCCAAAACAAGACAUGCCUCCUCGCACCGGACACCAUCUUCGGUCCGUAUAAUGUUGAUGGAGAGUUGCAUCGCCAUGAUGUGCGUGAAGAGCAGGAGGGCGUCAAUCUCUAUCUUGACCUCGGGGUUAUUGAUGUCGAGACUUGUGAGCCGCUGCCUGAUGCGUGGUUGACCAUCUGGGCCUGUAACGCCACCGGCACAUACUCUGGCUAUACAGGAAUCAACCCCAACACCGUCUCUCUCCUCGACGGCUGGACAGCCCGCGACGACGGCACGACUGACGACGAGACCUUCCUGCGCGGAAUCUCCAAGACCAACGAAGCCGGAAUUGCCGAGUUCCUCACCAUCUUCCCCGGAUACUACGAUUCUCGCACAACACACAUCCACGUCACCGUCCAAUCCCACGUCAACAACACCGACACCAGCUACUCCGACGCGGCCAUCCAACACGUCGGCCAGCUCUUCUUCACCGAAGAGCUCAUCAACUCGGUUUACCAGCUCUCUCCCUACGCCUCGCAUCUUUCUACACUAAACAGAACCCUCAACUCGGAAGACUCGGUGUACUCCGUCGCCAAUGCCGAUGGAAACUCGGCUAUCAUCUCAACCCAGUUGCUUGGUGAGACUCUCGCUGAAGGGCUGAUUGGGUAUAUCACCAUCGGGGUGAACAAGAGUGCGUCUGCUAUUGCUACUACCGGCCAGGAUGUGAAUGUGCAGGGCUAUCUGCCUACGGUGUCUCUCUCGUCGAGUGCGCAGGCCGCUGCGAAUACCAAGGAUUUGGCCGAGGGAUACAAGGCGAAUGGUCUGAGAGUAUAGAUAGUGUAUAUCAGAUUAAAGUUAUAAAUCCCUUUCUGUUCAAAAUGGG
Aspergillus wentii DTO 134E9 is the source of this 993-nucleotide messenger RNA. Its product is annotated as intradiol ring-cleavage dioxygenase. The transcript is spliced from 2 exons. Gene Ontology annotation, molecular function: oxidoreductase activity, acting on single donors with incorporation of molecular oxygen, incorporation of two atoms of oxygen; iron ion binding. The record is from RefSeq and is a predicted model, not a curated record. NCBI's taxonomy places the organism in Eukaryota, Fungi, Ascomycota, Eurotiomycetes, Eurotiales, Aspergillaceae. Bases 66 to 944 code for a protein of 292 amino acids.